Pseudogymnoascus destructans is the source of this 512-nucleotide messenger RNA. RefSeq names its product 40S ribosomal protein S20 (gene RPS20). The record is from RefSeq and is a predicted model, not a curated record. Gene Ontology annotation, molecular function: RNA binding; structural constituent of ribosome. The coding region runs from base 77 to 427 and encodes 116 amino acids. Lineage: Eukaryota; Fungi; Ascomycota; Leotiomycetes; Thelebolales; Thelebolaceae. The transcript is spliced from 3 exons. Gene Ontology annotation, cellular component: ribosome; cytosolic small ribosomal subunit. Gene Ontology annotation, biological process: translation.
CACGACAAUCUACGAUCGCCUUAGUCACUUUGCCGCAACAUAACGUUCGAGUCGCCAAGGUAUAACUUAUAUCAAGAUGUCUUUCCAAAAGCCAGAGAAGGAGUUCGGCGAGGGCCCAAAAAUCCACCGCAUCCGUAUCACCCUCACCUCCCGCAAGGUCGACGCCCUCGAGAAGGUCUGCACCGAGCUCGUUGAGCGUGCCAAGUCCAAGGACCUCCGCGUCAAGGGCCCCGUCCGUCUCCCAACCAAGACCCUUAAGAUCACCACCCGCAAGACCCCCUGUGGUGAGGGUUCCAAGACCUGGGACACCUUUGAGAUGCGCAUCCACAAGCGCCUCAUCGAUCUUAACGCCCCAACUGAGGUCGUCAAGCAGAUCAUCAUCAACAUCGAGGCCGGUGUUGAGGUUGAGGUCACCAUUGCUGCUUAAAUGUAUCAUGGUACUUCUUCUGGCAUUGCAUGUUAGGGUUCGGGGUGCUAUUGGACGCUUUCUAUUGUUGACGGCGAGAUAUUAG